Molecule: messenger RNA, 308 nt
Organism: Rhizophagus irregularis DAOM 181602=DAOM 197198
Lineage: Eukaryota; Fungi; Glomeromycota; Glomeromycetes; Glomerales; Glomeraceae
Source: RefSeq, a predicted model, not a curated record
CUCCCAUCACUCUUUUUCAUCAUCCAUCAUGUCCUAUUUUUCCUUUUUAUUUCCUAUCACUUCUCAUUACUCUUUUUUACUCCCUUUCUUCUUCUAUUACUUUCCAUUACUCCAUUGUUAUUUCAUUUUUUUUAUUAGUAUCUUUCUUUUUGAUCAUUGUCAUUUACUUAUCUUUUUUAUUUAUUGUUAUUGUUUUUUUUAUUGUAUCACUUUAUUAAAAAUAAAUACAGUGAUUUUUUUCUUUAAAAUCGAAAAUGUGGGACUUAAAUUUUAAUAUUUGCAAAUAAAACUUCAUUAAAUAAGAUUAU